Malaya genurostris is the source of this 1531-nucleotide messenger RNA. RefSeq names its product 3-oxoacyl-[acyl-carrier-protein] synthase, mitochondrial. Lineage: Eukaryota; Metazoa; Arthropoda; Insecta; Diptera; Culicidae. Bases 118 to 1482 code for a protein of 454 amino acids. Gene Ontology annotation, molecular function: 3-oxoacyl-[acyl-carrier-protein] synthase activity. The record is from RefSeq and is a predicted model, not a curated record. Gene Ontology annotation, biological process: fatty acid biosynthetic process. The transcript has a single exon.
AUAACAUCGCAAGAGUGUUUAUUAUCAGUAAUACAAAUGCUUUUCAAAAUAGCAAUAUAUUCGAAUUUCAUUGUUUAUCAACUUUUGGAAUUUUGCAUUGAAUUCUCAUGAUAGAAAAUGUUACCUUCGUGUCCACGUUGUAUUGAAACAAUCCGUUCAUUUUUAGUUCAUCGUCAGAAGUUUUGCUCCAGCGCCAGUUUACGAUCCGAAACUCGUCGGGUUGUCAUUACCGGUCUCGGAGUUGUUUCGCCGGUUGGUUGUUCGGUGUCGAAAGCGUGGAAUAAUGUUCUGUCGGGUGUGACCGCGGUGGGUAAGCUGACCGAUGCCGCGUAUGAAAAACUGCCUUGUCGCGUUGCCGCUCAAAUCGACAGCAAUGAGUUGAACGUCGAGACACAUUUCAGUAAAAGUGAACUGAAAACGAUGGCUCGCGCAACAGCGUUUACUUUGAUUGCAGCGAAAGAAGCACUACAAGAAGCAAAGUGGUCUUCUACAUUGGAAAACAUUGAUGCUGGUCAACGAACGGGAGUUGCGAUUGGUAUGGGAAUGAUAGAUUUAAUGGAUGUGUGUGACACCAAUGAGGCACUGAAGAAAGGCUAUAACCGAGUGAGUCCGUUUUUUGUUCCAAGAAUUUUGCCCAAUAUGCCAGCGGGACAGUUAAGUAUCAGAUAUGGCUUUCGAGGUCCGAAUCAUUCCGUUUCAACAGCAUGUGCAACGGGUGCUCAUUCCGUCGGAGAUGCAUUUCGAUUUAUCAAGUACGGUGAUGCAGAUGUAAUGGUCUGCGGCGGUGCGGAAGCAUCAAUAAGUCCUUUGGGGAUAGCAGGUUUUUGUAGACUGCGAGCCUUGAGCACUUCUUUCAAUGAUAAUCCUCAAAAAGCUUCCCGACCAUUUGAUACGAGCCGGGACGGAUUCGUGAUGGGCGAAGGAUCAGCUAUACUGAUCUUGGAAGAAUUGAACCAUGCUAAGGCGAGGCAAGCGAAAAUAUUAGGAGAAAUAUUAGGAUAUGGUCUUUCUGGAGAUGCUUCACAUUUGACAGCUCCGCGGGAAGAUGGGACUGGUGCAAUUUUAGCUAUGGAACGAGCAUUAAAAAAUGCAAAUGUUUGCCCUGAAGAUAUUGGCUACAUCAAUGCUCAUGCAACGUCCACGCCAAUAGGCGAUGUAAUCGAGGUUCGAGCAAUUAAAAAAUUGUUCUCUGAUAAUUGGCAAAACAUAGCUGUAUCGUCUACCAAAGGCGCACAUGGCCAUCUUCUCGGUGCUGCUGGGAAUCUAGAAAUACUAUUCACAGUCAUGGCUUGCCUAAAGGGCAUAGUGCCACCAACUAUAAACUUAGAAAACGUGAGUGACGAUAUGGAAGGAAUGAAUUUCGUUCCCAACAAAGCUCAAGAUUGGCCUUCUAGCAAUGGUAAACGAAGAAUUGCGUUAAAGAACUCUUUUGGAUUUGGUGGUACAAACGCGUGUAUUUGUUUAGGGGAAUAUCAAGAGUGAGUUCUAUUUAAUGAUUAGUUGACAAAAAAUUGUUUUAUUUGAAUCAGAA